AUGGAGAGCUAUGGGCAGUGUGUGGCCUCCCACCGUCUACAUGGCAACGGCACUGUCAAGACCUGAAGAUGAAGGUGGCACAGUGUACCUCUUCACACCCUGUGAUCCAGAAGAUGUGGUCCUCUGUAGCUCAAUUGGUAGAGCAUGGCGCUUGUAACGCCAGGGUAGUGGGUUUGAUCCCCGGGACCACCCAUGCGUAAAAAUGUAUGCGCACAUGACUGUAAGUUGCUUUGGAUAAAAGUGUCUGCUAAAUGGCAUAUUAUUAUUAUUAAGAUCCGGACAGACGGUUCCAAAGAGUUCACAGAGUUUGAACGUUGCUUACUAGAGAACCAGAACUCACCUACCUCCUGUUCAGCACACGUAGCACGCUUCCUCGGCUGUGCCGAGACAGUGGACCUUUUCGGAGUGGCAGUGAACCCGGUUCCUCAGCCCUGUUAG
Molecule: messenger RNA, 438 nt
Organism: Coregonus sp. 'balchen'
Lineage: Eukaryota; Metazoa; Chordata; Actinopteri; Salmoniformes; Salmonidae
Source: the annotation of a GenBank genome assembly